This is a messenger RNA of Schistosoma haematobium, 627 nucleotides long. RefSeq lists its product as uncharacterized. The transcript is spliced from 3 exons. The coding region runs from base 121 to 537 and encodes 138 amino acids. NCBI's taxonomy places the organism in Eukaryota, Metazoa, Platyhelminthes, Trematoda, Strigeidida, Schistosomatidae. The record is from RefSeq and is a predicted model, not a curated record.
GUUGUAAGCAGCUGAUGAGAACCUAACGAAAUAAAAUGAGUUCGUAUUAUUCUGCACCAAUCUUUGUUCUUGCUCUAUUUAAGAUAAUAAAGGGAACUAUGUGUAUGAAAUUUGCCUGAUAUGUUAAAUUUUCAUCAGUGGACAACCAGGAGCAAUCCUCUAGUUAUUGAAUUUAAAACUUUUAGCUUUAUUUUUAACAGCUCUGAAUUCUUGUCAAUUAAAUUUCAUUUAGUAUCAUAUCCAAAAUGUCAUCAAACUUCAAAGGAUGAUAAUAUUUUACAAGUAAAUGAACUACCAAAUGAAGAUGAAUCAAAUUUCCUCAAAAAACUGAUUGAACAAGAUAUUCAAGAUUGGAUCAAACGUUUCCCAGAAUUGAAUUCGAUGUUUUCAAUAGAAAAUGAGAGAAAUGAAGAAAUAACAUCUACAUUAGAUGACAGGAAUCAAAACAAUCCACUAUUGAAUUUGAACAACGCACCAAUCGAAGAGUCAAAGAAAUAUCAGAAUGAAAUUUUAUCAGUGUGUAGAUUCAAAUUCUAAAAUGAUGAAUAAUCUAAAUAAAUAAAUUUAGAUGUACAAAAGGAGUAUAUAAUACUUCACUAAAUGUAUAAAUAUAUACGUCAGUAAGAG